Molecule: messenger RNA, 774 nt
Organism: Coffea eugenioides
Lineage: Eukaryota; Viridiplantae; Streptophyta; Magnoliopsida; Gentianales; Rubiaceae
Product: cell wall / vacuolar inhibitor of fructosidase 2
Exons: 1
Coding region: 124-660 (178 amino acids)
Biological process (GO): negative regulation of catalytic activity
Molecular function (GO): enzyme inhibitor activity
Source: RefSeq, a predicted model, not a curated record
CAAAGGAACAAAAACAAAUCAUUUAAUACAAAGCAAUGAUUGCUAGAUCUCCAUUCUUUUUCCACCAUAAAAGAAAGGAACUGUUUCACACUUCUUUCUCCCUCCAUCCCUUCUCUUUCUUCCAUGGCCUACUCUUCAUUUGCCAUAGUUCUUGCUUUGUGCAUUUCAUUUCAAUUGGCAAUUCAUGUCCAGGGUGACUCAAGUUUAAUAGAAAGCACUUGCAAAGUCACAAACUACUAUGACCUUUGCAUAUCAUCCCUCAAAUCAAACUUGACCAGCCUAAAUGCAGACGCCAAUGGAUUGGCAAUUAUUAUGGUUAGAGUAGCAAUGGCCAAUGCCACAGCUACCAACACAUACCUUUCCUCCCAAGUUCUGAGUGCCACAAAUGAUACACUGAUGAAGAAGCUCAUUAAAGAUUGUGCCAAAAAAUAUUCCUAUGCCAUUGAAGCUCUUCAAGCUUCACUUCAAGAUUUGGAUGCUGAGAUAUAUGACUAUGCUUACAUAAAUGUUAUGGCUGCAGCUGAUUAUCCAAAUGUUUGUCACAACAGCUUUAGGCGCUCUCCAGGGGUGGCUUAUCCACAUGAGCUAGCUGCAAGGGAAGAUGGUUUGAAGCAUAUUUGUGAAGUGGCUUUAGGAAUCAUUGAUAGUCUUGGAAGGUGAUUUUGCUGUAUUUUUAAAAAAUCUCAUUUUCUAUUCCUCCUGUUCCUCCUAUAACCAAUGGGACAAAUUGUUGUAUGUCGGUGUUUCUUUGCAAUAUAACCCCUCCUUUUUCCU